Molecule: messenger RNA, 6508 nt
Organism: Bombus terrestris (buff-tailed bumblebee)
Lineage: Eukaryota; Metazoa; Arthropoda; Insecta; Hymenoptera; Apidae
Gene: Cp190
Product: centrosome-associated zinc finger protein CP190
Exons: 8
Coding region: 488-3052 (854 amino acids)
Molecular function (GO): protein binding
Source: RefSeq, a predicted model, not a curated record
GUAUAACUCCAUCUGUGAGUCGUGAUAUACAAUGGAAUGUUCAAUAUUACUUGUGUACUAAGGAAAUUUAUAAGAGAUGGAGCUGAGAGGAAUAUUGAAAUAUUGUUAAAUAGCGUUCCGCAAAGUAUGCGCUGAUACUUUUGUCAGAAGCCUCUUUUACUUCUUUUCAUUUGCAUAGCAUUCUUCUUUUUGCAAUAUUUUAGUCUAAUCGAAUUUCGAAGCGAUCGCAGCAAUGUAUAUAUGGUGAUAUACAUGCUAAAGAAUUUUUACGUUAGCGUACUUCGCUUGCUACUAGUCGCUACUAAGCCAGUCAGGUUAACUUACUACUAAGUAAUUAGUUGGGGAAUAAUUUCCCUUUGUGACAUGGAUUAUAUGGCAUUUGAGUCACAAGUACGAAGAGAUUAUUCUCAAGAAUGAUUUGGUCCAUGUGGGUUUUCAGCAUAAGUAGAUAUAAUAAAUAGUUAAACUUUAUAAUAUCAGGUGUACAAUGGAAACAGCAAAUCAGGAAAAACAACUUCCUUCACGGGGCUUGAAGCAAGUGAAGGUAGAUAACUGGGGGACUUUCUUUCUUCAAAGACUUCAACAGCUUUAUUUUGAAGAAGAAUUGCUUGAUCUUACAAUCAAGUUUCCUACCAGUGAUAUCACUGUUCAGGCUCAUCGUUUAGUCAUAACAACAUGCACGGAUUAUUUUAUGCAACUUGAACGUGAACAAAAAGAAAAAGAUGAAAAUUUUGAUGGAGUAAUUAUCAUGCCACCAGAUAUGCCAUAUGAAUGUGUGAAGUCAAUUAUAAGUUUUAUGUACACUGGCCAAUUAGAGUAUUGGACUUCUGAGCAACAUGCUUUGUAUCGUACAGCACAGAAAAUGAACAUGACUGUUCUAACUAAAUUACUUGAUGCACAAUUUAAUACUGCUUCUCUGCAAAAUGAACAAACAGUGAAAUGCAAUACCCGACCCAUAAUAGCAGUUUCAAAGCCUUCAACAUCUAGCACAAAAAUAACAACUACUUCCACUUCAUCUUCAGGGCUGUCAAAUCAGCCAUUACCAGGUAGAAAACUUCCUAUAUGGAAAAGAAAAUUAGAUACACCACAAAGUAUGCCAUCGCUUAAUUAUGAAAUGCGAACAUUCCACGGGAUGCCGUCGACAAAUAGGCCUACAGAGGUAACUCCUGGACCUUCCCGAUUUGAUCUCCCCGAAGCCGAAGAGUUUGCGCUCGGGGUGUUCUCGUCAUUCGAUGACAUUACGUACAAUACAAAGCCUAUCGUUCAAGCGCCAGACAAAUAUAAAAGAGAUAAUUCGCCUAGUGGUAAAUGUUCCCCAGACAGAGACAGUAAAAAUGAUACAACCGAAGAUGAGGAAGAUGACAGUCAUACAAACGAGAAGAGUCUGAAGGAAAUGAAUUCCGACGAUGAUUGGUCCGUGACUAGAUGUUUCCAAAGGGGUCAAGAUACGCAGCCAUCGCCAUCUAAGAGAGUACGAUUUGAUCUCGAAGAAAAAGAAAACAUGGAAAAGGGGAAACGAACGAACUCAGAAGACUCGAUCAAUAAUCACGCAAAGAUCAUUCGAGAAGUAUUAAAGAAAUACCCCCAUUUAGUGAAAAAUAACAAGAACAUACGUUUGAAAAUCAUGCAAAAAGAAGCAAAGUCUUCAGAUAGUAAUUCAGCAUGCAAAACAAAGGUCUCUUACGUAGUUUUGAAGUCUGAUCACCUGAUGUCAAGCAAUAACAGCGACGAAACCGAGGCAAAGAGUAACGGAAGCGUAGAUGGUGGCGAGACUGGACCUUGGAAGUGUAACAAGUGUGAUUUAGAAGAGGAGUAUACAAACUACUAUAUGUACAGAAGACACAUGCAAGAUGUACACGAUGAAAAAUUUGAUAUGCGAGUUUGUGAACACUGUGGUUAUAAAGCAAUCAAACGAAACAUCCUGAUGUAUCAUCUUUAUACAAAACACAAUGUGCCUCCUCCGAAAAGCAUGAGUUUUCCAAAAUGUCAGGCAUGUUCUUACGUGGCAUUAUCGGAAGCGUUUUUGGUGAGGCAUCAAAUCAACCAUAAUCAUCGACCAACGUCGCGUCAACACUCGUCAUCCAUCGAAGAGAUUCAGUGCAUGCAAUGUUCACAAACGUUUAAAGACGUUACCGAAUUGACUACCCAUGAAAUUAAUACGGGCCAUGGAAACUUGCCGGAUGGCAAAAAGAAGGGACAUCGUUGCACACAUUGUGGUAAAGUUUUCGUACAAGCCACGAAUUUGCAAGUACAUAUCGAUUGCGUGCACAAGGAUCUGCGGGAUUCGGAUGCAGCUUCAGUCUCUAUGCCAACGAUUUCUUUAGAACCUUCUUCAGAAGCGGAAGCCUUGAGUCACGUGGCUAGUGGUAUAGCGGCAUCCUUAGGUGUUGGAGAUAGCGUUUCCUCGGAACCUCAGGAUGGAGCUUCAAACGUAUCGGAAUAUAUUGUACCGGAGAUGCAAUUAAAUAAUAUUUCGCACGAUAUGACUUACAACACGCACGAGCUGGACGGGCAACAUAUGAUAAUGCUGAUUGACAAUGACAACUACCAACAGCAGGAAAAUGAUCAACAGCAGCAGCCACAACAGCUAAACAUUACCGAUAACGAACAAAUUGUAAUGCAAGGUACGGAGGAUGGGAUGAUCGUUUACAUUCACGGAAACGAAGAAGUAGAACGGCAAACGUAUGAGAAUUAUCAGUCGGAAGAACUUACCGAAGAAACUGAGGAGAUAGUGGAGGAAGUGGUUGAAGAAGUUGAAGAAAAGGUGAUGGAGGAGGAAAUGCAAGUUGAACAGUCGGAAAUAUUGGAGGAAUGCAGUUCUGAUCAGGUAGAAGAAGUUAUACAAUACGUGGAAGAACAGACAGAAAUAGUGGAAUAUGAUGAACAAUGCAGCGAACAGAGUAACAGUGUAGGCGAAUCGCAGGAAUCGGUUAUGAUCAUUGAAGAGGAGCAUCUUGAGGGAGAACAAGAGGUGGAAAAAAAUGAUAAGCAAGCUAAAGCGAAUAGCUUUACAGAAUGGGAUGACGAUAGUAGAGAAUUAGCUGAUUCAUAAAUAAUAUUAUUAUUAUUAUAUUAACUUUGUCACAUCUUAUGUUUGAUCAAUAUCCGUGACUAACAAAAUGGCAUGUUUGAAUUGCAUUUCAUUUUGCUUCUUUCUUCAUUUUUUACAUAGUAAAUGAUUGAAGAUUGCUAUACAAGGCAUUUUCUACUUUUCUGGCAAUCAUGUAGAUCAUGCUCCACAAUCCUGCCAGAAAAGUAGGAAAUACCUUAUAUAUACGGAUACAAAAGAAGCAAUGUAAAUGAAUUAUUUCGUUUUUAGAGGAUAUGUAGAGUCAUAAGCUUCAACUAAUUCGUGCAAAUUGAUUUUAACUUCAACAUUUAUCCUAAAACAAAUGUUUGUAUAUACAGCUAACAAGCUGAUAUAUAUAUAUAUAUGUAUGUAUGAUGUAUCAAUCGUUAGAGAUUUAAUUUGAUCACAUCUGCAAAGAAAAGGAAGAGGAAAAGUGGAAGAACUGUUUAUGAACUUUUCCUAAUUACCACAUAAUUGCAAUUUUCAAUUCCUCUGAACAUAUAGUUGCACAAACGUGUGGCAGUGGACAAAUAUGAAAUGCAGAAAAUGAAGGGAUAUGAAUAUCGAAUUUCUGAUUAAUUCCUAACUGCACAUGUUCAAUGCAAAUAUUUAAAAAUAAAGAGAUUAAAAGUAAUACGUUUCUUUCAGAAAUUCUUUCUUAGACUUUAUAAUAUUGUAUUUGAUGAUUAUUCAUGAUAAUUGGUAUAUAUCUUUCGUAUUUUGCGUCCGGAUAAACAUGAUGCACCAAAAUAAAAGAUCGUAGUCAAUCAAGCGUUAAUGACAAAAUAUUAUUUUACAUUUCUUUCAUUAUUUCAAAUCCAUUAAUAAAUUUUUUUUGCUGGAAUUGAUAUAAUAAAAGAAAUAAAACUCAAUCACUUUUUCCUUACCAAAUUAUACAUUCUAUUAUUUCUUUCAUUACAUGAUUUGGAGAAUUUUAAGAUAUAUAGUUUCAAAUAUUUGAAAUUUUAUACAAACAUUUGAAUAAAGCAAAUCGAAUAUAAUUCAUUAACUUAUUUAUAUAAAAAAGUAUGCUUUGUAUAGUCAUAUAUUCUCUAUUUUCUAGAAGGAAUAAUAUGAUUUUAUCGAAGAGAUAUCAAUAAUUUAAAAAAUUCUUGAAAUCAAAUGCCAUUAUACAUCAUUUGCAAUUAAAUACACGAUGCCUGUUUCAUAUUAAAAAAUAGAAAAUAAAACAUCCAAAAAAUUGGAUACAGAAGAUAAUAUAUUUUUAAUAAAGUCGGACAGAAUAUCUUGUAUAUGUAUAGCGUGAGUCACUUAACGCGUUUUAUUUAGUCAAUUCUCUUUCUCAUAAGUAACCAGCACUCUUAGUUUUUGAGCAUAAUAUUUUAAAUUAGAGUAAUAUUAUCGUAAAUUCAGUAAAUGUUUCGAAGAUGGUAUUUAGAGUUAAUACAAUCCAAGCUAUAUAUAGAAGAAUAUUUGAGUUAGUAAGAUUCAACGAAUAAUACAUGUAAAUGCAGAUCACGAUAAAGUAGAUAAAAUAUGCUAGAAACAUUUGUAUUUUUAACACACGCGUUCAAUUUUGCCGUAAAUCAAACACAUAAAUUUAGUUUAGUUAUUUUGCUCCGUCUAGUAUAUUUAACUUCAAAUGUUUUAUUUUUGACUUAUACAUAUCUAUACAUGUAUAAAAUUUUUUCUAUCCAUCAAAUGGAUACAAGAUUAAAAUUGAAAUUUUUGUAUUUAUAAGUAAAUGGGAAAUCAUUUGAUACGAAGAAAAUUCAAACGGUGUAACAAAUUAGCGUGCAAAUACACGCUAAUGUGUCAAAGAAUCAUUUUAUUUUUAACUUGGAAAUCUGAUGAAUUCGAUAUAUACGAUAAAUUUCUCUGUUUCAAAGAAAGAUACUAAUCACGGUGCGCGCGUAUUAAGUGCCUCGUUUUAUAUAUACAUGCAUUAUGGAAAAUACUGAUUUACGUCAAUAUGUAAUUUCUGAGUUCUCAUUUACUACAACCUAUGCACGAUUAACAAAUUAUAACGUCGAAGAUUUUUAUCUGAAAUAUACAUUAGUCAAAUACUAACGUAACUUCAUCACCGUAACGCAUUUUGGUCCAGUGACAAUCUUUCGUUUCAAUAUUUUCAGAAUUAUAGAAAUUGAAGAAAAAAUUAGGAUUAAAAUUUGUCAAGAUUCAUAGGAAUUCUUGGAUCAAAAAAUAUUUUAUUUGUAUAUCUAAUUUAGUAUCAUUUGUUAGAUUGGAAUGGAUUUAUCUUGUCCAUAUCGUGCAAUUUUGGUUCGACGAACUUUGUAUUAAUUUUUAUAUUAUUAAUUGUAUCAUUUUUUUUGUAUUAAUUUUUAUAUUAUUAAUGUAUAAUUGAAAUGUAUAUCAAUUUUUGGCAAAUGUCUAUUUUUUCCGUAAAAUACGUUAUCUGCUUAUUGUUAAUAAAGAAAUAGUAUGUUAUAGAUAAAGUUCGAAAACCGUUCUAUAUAUUGUAUCGACGAUAUUAAUAAUUUGAACAGUAAUUAAUUAUAUUAGGAUAUAUCAAUGAGUUCGAUCUUAUCGAACGUUCAAUAGUAACGAAAAUUUUAUAUGUAAAAUCGACCAAAGGUUGAUUUAAAUUGUUUUGUGUUUGGAUCUCUGAUUAUUGCAAAUAAGAACAGAAAGACUGGAGGAACAAGGAAGCUAGAUCUAGAAUGCAUGCAAAAUAGAAGGAAAUUAACUGCCAUAAUUCGGUUAUGGCCAUUAUCAAAUUAUUAGUAACAACUUUAUACAAUAUUUUUAAAAAUGGUUGGCAGUGUUACAUAAAAAUCGUUACAUUAGAUUCGAUACGAUACGAUAUCAUUAAGUUACGCAUACACACACCUACUUAAGCUUAUCUUCUCGCAUUGUAUAAGAUUCCUUUACCACUUUCUUCAUAAUUUAGUUAUGCGAAGUAUGGAAACGUACAGGGUGCUUCCUUAGACUUUUUUAAUUACUUAGACAGUUAAUUACAAACGAGAAAUUUCUGAGAUAAAAAUAAUAUGAUUCUUAGUGCGAUCAUUUGCUAGUGCACAUCGAUUUUUUAAUUUAUUGAAAACCGACAUAAUUUUGUCAAUCAUAGAGAUGCAUAAUAUUUUGUUUUCUUGACGUAUCAAUUUUACAUGUCUGUAAAAUUGUUUAAUAUUUUCGUCUUAUAAUGUUUUACGAAAUCUUGAAAAGCGACGCUGACAUCAAUCAUAUCGUCUGUAAUUUGAAAAAUGGAUAAACAAAUGUUCGUAAAAUCGAUUAAAAAAUUUGGCAACCCGAUAUUUCGUUCCAAGUAUAAUUUUAAGCUAAACGAACGAACUUUUACGUGUGCUGCUCAAAAUAAUUAAGAGAUCACCUACUAAAUUAUACAAUUAAAUAAAUACAUAAGCUUAAUUAUUCCAAUUAUUUCGAGCGGCGUAAUUUCUUAUAAGAAAUAUGCUUAUGGAGUAAGAUAAAUAAAUGAAAUUCGAUGUACUGAUUCAA